Microcebus murinus (gray mouse lemur) is the source of this 2657-nucleotide messenger RNA. NCBI's taxonomy places the organism in Eukaryota, Metazoa, Chordata, Mammalia, Primates, Cheirogaleidae. The record is from RefSeq and is a predicted model, not a curated record.
GCCUCCCAGAAUGCUAGGAUUACAGGUGUGAGCCACCGCGUCUGGCCACAUGAAGGGUUUUGAGCAGAGCAGUGACAUGCUCUGACUUAGCUUCUAUAGGCUCCGUCUGGCUGCUGUGGGAGAGGGGCAGGGCAUGGCAACAGUGAGACCAAAGAGGAGGCUAUUGGCUUAAUCCAGGCAAGGGAUGAUGGUACCCAAAUGUCCCACUGAUAAAAUGGGAUAUACUCCUAAGAUGGAAUGCUGGAUAAGCAUAAAAGGAGUGAAGUCCUGACGUGUUAUGACGUGGAUGAACCUCAGAAACAGUCCUGGGUGUGGUGGCUCACGCCUGUAAUCCUAGCACUCUGGGAGGCCAAGGCAGGAAGAUUGCUUAAGGUCAGGAGUUUAAAACCAACCCGAGCAAGAGUGAGACCCCCUCUAUACAAAAAAUAGAAAAAUUACCUCUAAUCCUCGAACAAAACUCGAAAACAUGAUGCUGAGUGAAAGAAGCUUGACACAAAAAGCCACAUACUGUAAGGUCCCAUUUAUGUGAAAUGUCCAGGAUUGAUUUUUUCCCUGUCUUUCUUUCUUCCUGUUUUUUCCUUUCUUUUCUUUUCCUGGUUACUUUGAAACACCCGGGAUUUUCUAUAGGCAAAUCCAUAGAGACAGAAAGUAGGCUAGCGCUUGCUAAGGUGAUGGGGGAUGAUAGGUAAAAGGUACAGGGGCUCUUAUUUUGAGGUGAAAUAUUCUCAAAUUGACUGUGGUAAUGGUUGCACAUGUCUGUGACUAUAAAAAUCCACUGAAUCAUGUGCUUUAAGUGGUGAGUUGUAUAGCAUGUGAAUAUCAGUAAAGCUAUGCUAGUUAAAAAAAAAAAAAAAAGGCGCUGGAAGCUUGGGGCCAGCAUGGUGGCAUGGGUGCGAAGUAGCCAGAGGGACUGUGGGAUUCACUGGCUGGUGGACAGGGAGGUUGAGGAGGGAGCAACCAGAGCCUCUGAGAGAUCAGAGGAACUGCUGUUCUGAGGAAUGAGAACCAGGCCUUUUGAGUUCAUAUUCCGAGUUUCCCCCAAGGAUGUUGGAGGAGGCAGCUGGUAACUGGGUCUUGAAUUGAGGGGUGAGAUUGCCACUGGAGACCCAGCUUUUGGGAGGUAGGAGUAUAGAGGUGGAUAAAGCCCUGGGCCUGGAUGAAGUCACAGAGAAAAUGGGUCAGAAAAUGGGCCCAGGACCCUCAGGCCCCAGCCUCAGGAAGAAGAGGACAGCAUUAGCCCUUCUGCCCCCUAGACCAGAGGCUGGGGUCGGGAGGGAGGGCAAAAGACAAGUGUCCUCACGUUUGAGGCUCCUGCACCCAGCAGGCACUUGGUACGCAUUGGAUUAAAUAAAUCGAGAAGCACCAUGGCAGAACAGGACGUGGAAAAUGAGCUUCUGGAUUACGAGGAAGAUGAAGAGCCCCAGGCUCCUCCAGAGAGCACUCCGGCUCCCCCUAAGAAAGACGUCAAGGGAUCCUACGUUUCCAUCCACAGCUCUGGCUUCCGGGACUUUCUGUUGAAGCCAGAGCUUCUGAGGGCCAUCGUGGACUGUGGCUUUGAGCAUCCAUCUGAGGUCCAGCACGAGUGCAUUCCCCAGGCCAUCCUGGGCAUGGACGUCCUGUGCCAGGCCAAGUCCGGGAUGGGCAAGACGGCAGUGUUCGUGCUGGCCACCCUGCAGCAGAUCGAGCCUGUCAAUGGCCAGGUGACAGUCCUGGUCAUGUGCCACACAAGGGAGCUGGCCUUCCAGAUCAGCAAGGAGUAUGAGCGCUUCUCCAAGUACAUGCCCAGUGUCAAGGUGUCUGUGUUCUUCGGUGGCCUCUCCAUUAAGAAGGAUGAAGAGGUAUUAAAGAAGAACUGUCCCCAUGUCGUGGUGGGGACUCCAGGCCGGAUCCUGGCACUUGUGCGGAACAGGAGCCUCAACCUGAAGAAUGUGAAGCACUUUGUGCUGGACGAGUGUGACAAGAUGCUGGAGCAGCUGGACAUGCGGCGGGACGUGCAGGAGAUCUUCCGCCUGACGCCCCAUGAGAAGCAGUGCAUGAUGUUCAGCGCCACCCUGAGCAAGGAGAUCCGCCCCGUCUGCCGGAAGUUCAUGCAGGAUCCCAUGGAGGUGUUUGUGGACGACGAGACCAAGCUCACGCUGCACGGGCUGCAGCAGUACUACGUCAAGCUCAAGGACAGCGAGAAGAACCGCAAGCUCUUUGAUCUUCUGGACGUGCUAGAGUUUAACCAGGUGGUCAUCUUCGUCAAGUCAGUGCAGCGCUGCAUGGCCCUGGCCCAGCUCCUCGUGGAGCAGAACUUCCCGGCCAUCGCCAUCCACCGCGGCAUGGCCCAGGAGGAGCGCCUGUCACGCUAUCAGCAGUUCAAGGAUUUCCAGCGGCGGAUCCUGGUGGCCACCAAUCUGUUUGGCCGGGGAAUGGAUAUUGAGCGAGUCAACAUCGUCUUCAACUAUGAUAUGCCCGAGGACUCAGACACCUACCUGCACCGGGUGGCCCGUGCAGGUCGCUUUGGCACCAAAGGCCUGGCCAUCACUUUUGUGUCUGACGAGAAUGAUGCCAAAAUCCUCAAUGACGUCCAGGACCGGUUUGAAGUGAAUGUGGCAGAACUUCCAGAGGAAAUUGACAUUUCCACAUACAUUGAACAGAGCCGGUAACCACAUGCC